AUGAAUCGGACUAACUACGAGACCGAUUUGGAAAUUUGGUCACAAUUUUUAAUUAGAGUGUUCGAUGGAAAAUCCCACUGGAUCAAUGUUUUCUCUGUGGUCCUGUAUCUCGUUAUCUUCUUCGUGAGUUUGAUCGGAAAUGUACUAACUUGUGUCGUCAUCUAUUCGGUAAAAUCAAUGCAUACAGCUACCAACUAUUACCUCUUCAACUUGGCCGUCUCAGAUCUGAUUGUGACCUUCACCAAUUUAGCUGACAUCUACGACUUCCUAACAGACUUCUCUCAGAUCGACGACAUCACUUGCAAAUUGAGGUUCUUCUUCAUCACCUGUCUGUGGAACAAUGGGAUUCUCAUGAUGACGAUACUGGCUAUUGAAAGGUUUUUAGUGAUCUGGUAUCCGUUGAUGCUGAGCACGUCACCCGUUUGGAAGCGCGUGUCCAAAAUUAUCACGGCGAUAUGGAUAAUAGCUAUCCUCGAAUCGUUGCCGGAUAUAUGGACCGUGAAAAUUAUUAAGACGAAGAAAGUAUCUAUAUGUUUCACUGUACCGACAGAGGUGGCGAGGACGAUCAAUGGUGUUUUAGCUCUAUUUACGUUCGUGAUUCCGCUGGUGAUCAUGAUUUUUGUGUAUGUCAUGAUCGCUAUUAAACUGAAUGAGAACGAAAAGUCGAACUCGAAGGGCAAGAUCUUCAACCAUCGCGACAAUAGACGUCGAGUAAAUAAAAUUAUUGUAGCACUGACGGGAUCCUUUCUAGUCUGCUGGCUUCCGUUCUUCACUUACCGGAUCAUGAUAUUUGCUUACGACAUGGAGCAGUUAAUGAAAUUUGAAUGGUGGUUCAGCACAGGAAUUCGAAUCACUUUGAUUAACACUUGGUUCAGUGUGGUACUCAACCCAAUUCUCUUCAGCCUCAUGUCCACCAAGUUUAGAAGAGCCUUAAAAAUGUUAUGGACGAAAAAGACAAAGCGAGAGAAACCAGUAAAAAUCGACGCCAUUUCUUAA
Messenger RNA from Leptosia nina, 996 nucleotides. Lineage: Eukaryota; Metazoa; Arthropoda; Insecta; Lepidoptera; Pieridae. The record is from the annotation of a GenBank genome assembly.